CCGGCAGAGGGCGGUCCUAAUGGAGAGCAGCUGGGAGCGUUUUAUCACGUGACGCGAGAGAUGGUACAGAGCAGCCAUCAUCACUCCACCUAGCUCAUGUGCAGCCUGAAUUGGUCAAAGGUAAGACUACAAGGGGACGGGACGCUACGAUGGAGUAACUCGGGGAAACACUGAAGCCUGUCCCGUCUCAUCCUCUGUUGUUUCCCCAGUUUAACAAGGUAGGCUUUGAACAACACCUGGUGUGACCUUCACUGUCUGCAGCUAGUGACGAGAGGAAGCACAAACCUGCUGCUUGGGUUGCAUGAGCACAGUGGAUGAGAGGGUCUGAGGCUGAUUACUCCCCCCGUUAAGUCUUCAAGGAGGGGGAGGGGGAGGAGGAGGAGGAGGAAGAGGGAGCUGCCAUAACCAUCCGGAGCAUGGGUCAAAAAGUCCCAGGUGGCAUUAAAACCAUUGAUAUGCGGGAUCCAGCGUUCAGCCCCCUGAAGCUGGAGCUACAGGCCCUGAGUCACACCAAGCCGUCUCGACUGGAUCUGCUGCUGGACAUGCCACCCGCCGGCGUAGACGUUCAGGUCCAGCACUCGUGGAACAACGACGACCGCUCCCUGAACAUCUUCGUCAAGGACGACAACAAGCUGGUGUUUCACAGGCACCCUGUGGCGCAGAGCACGGACGCCAUCAGGGGGCGCGUUGGCUAUACAAGGGGACUGCAUGUGUGGGAGAUCAGCUGGGCCAUGCGUCAGAGGGGCACGCACGCUGUGGUGGGAGUGGCUACGAGUGACGCCCCGCUACACUCGGUGGGCUACACAGCUUUGGUAGGGAGCAACGCCGAGUCCUGGGGCUGGGACCUGUGCAGGAGUAAACUCUACCACGACGGCAAGAACCACCCAGGAAAAACCUACCCGGCCUUUCUCGAGCCAGACGACACCUUCAUAAUACCAGACUCCCUUUUAGUAGUGUUGGACAUGGAUGAGGGGACUCUGGGUUACAUAGUGGAUGGACAUUAUCUAGGGGUGGCAUUCAGAGGACUCAAGGGCAGGAAGCUGUACCCUGUGGUGAGCGCUGUGUGGGGACACUGUGAAAUAAGAAUCCGGUACAUAAAUGGACUUGAUCCUGAACCCCUUUCUCUGAUGGACCUGUGUAGGCGUUCAGUGAGGGUGGCAUUAGGAAGAGACCGUCUGGGUGAAAUCCAUAGACUGCCCUUGCCGGCCUCUCUCAAGAACUACCUGCUUUACCAAUGACGGCGCCGACGGUAACAACAGACUCGGCGCACCCUCGUCUCCUUCUCAUGCUUCUCUGGGAUUCCUCUUGGGUUGAACCCGUUUGACAACAUUGCUCAAGCCUCCUGGACUGACUCAGCCUUUAACAAGUAUGCUUCUGUGUCAGUGGGUGGACACCUUUUGAGUUUCUUAUCCUGUUUUUAAUAACUCUUUGCAAAUGUACUCUCAAACUUUAUAAAAUCAGGAAUCACUGAGCACUAUGCACAUGCUGAUCCAGACGAUGCCCUGACGGUCACCAUGUUGGUGUACCUCCUCCAGUUUGAAGGCUAAUGUGGCAUUUGUGGUCGGCAUCUCUGCUGUGACUUCAUAAUUAUGAAUUUUGUAUCUCGUAGACUUUUAAACUGAUGUGUUAUUGGUUGUGCUAAAACACAAUUGUGUGACGGAAAUUAGACUUUCAGAUUGGUGCACAAUGCACUUCCCGCAUCUGACCACUAGGUGGCAGCACACACCUCUAUACAUCCUCUCAAAUUGAUUAUUAUAACAUGAAAUCCUAGUUGUUUUUAGAAAUCAUGGUUUUUAAAUAGAUACUUAAUAAAAUUGAGGUUCACACAACACAUGAAGGAGAUGCUGACCAUUCCAUGGUGAGUCUGUAGUGCAGUGUGGAUCAAUGCACUGUGAGGCAGCUGUAGAGCAGCUCCGACCUCUCACUGUACUCAGGUUUCUGUGCGAUUAUGGAAGUGUGCCCCAUUGCUUACCAUCAAGGCAUCCGACAGGAACAUCCACAGCAAAAUAAUUAACGUAAGGUUAAUGUCACUGUGAUUAUUUGUAGCAUGCAUCUGCAGGAAAUCUUUUUCAAUACAAUCACAACAUAUUUUCUAAAAAAAAAAAAAUCUUCUGUCACUCCUGCUUUUGUAGUGCAGUAGUUUUCCUCCACAUGCGGUCGGGGCCCAAGAGUGCUGUUUUUUUUCAUUUGUGUUUUUUUAUUUAACCAGUCUCGCCAUCAGCUGAUCUCACUGGUUUGCACAUAUUCAGCCAGAGAACAGAAACUAACCAAUGAAAUAUCCACUGAAGUGGUUCUUUGUAAUGAAAACCUGCUACUCUUGGGUCCCACUGGCACAAAGCUGAGAACUAUUGAUGUAAUGUUUGUGUUAUAUGACAUGUAAAGGGGAAACACUAUGUAGGUAGAUGGCGUUGUGCCUGAAUCCACAAGCUUCAGAUUGAAGGCACCAUAACAACAGAAAAAGACAAUCUACAAAGUCCUCCACAAAUGUAAUAAAAGAUCAGUUUGCCAAUAUUUUGUCAAAUGCCAUAUCAUAGACCUGUUUACUAGUAUUUUUAAAUGUGCAGACGUUGUCCUUGUUCAGCACUCAGCUGGAUGUGAACACACUGUGCCUCACUCUGUUUUCCUUGAUUGCAGCUUCCAUUUUAUUUGUAUUCCUUGCUGUAGAUUUGUUUGUAUGUAUCUAUUAAA
Messenger RNA from Anoplopoma fimbria (sablefish), 2688 nucleotides. RefSeq names its product splA/ryanodine receptor domain and SOCS box containing 1 (gene spsb1). The transcript is spliced from 3 exons. Bases 417 to 1238 code for a protein of 273 amino acids. Gene Ontology annotation, cellular component: SCF ubiquitin ligase complex. Gene Ontology annotation, biological process: proteasome-mediated ubiquitin-dependent protein catabolic process; intracellular signal transduction. Lineage: Eukaryota; Metazoa; Chordata; Actinopteri; Perciformes; Anoplopomatidae. The record is from RefSeq and is a predicted model, not a curated record. Gene Ontology annotation, molecular function: protein binding.